AUGCUCGAAUACACGGUGGUGCUGCUCAGGGUGGUGCGGCCCCUCCACUACUUCUGGGUGGGCGAGCACCCCCCGGAGAUACACGAAGAGAACGAGCUCAUGGAGAACGAGGCCAGGGAGUACAUGGAGUCGACGGCAGAGAGUCUCAGCCAGGACGGCAUCGACGUCGAGUGGCGCGUCCUCGUGGGCCAUCCGACGACCAUCGUCCUCGAGCACGUGAGGGACAUACCCCACAGCAUCGUGGCCCUGACCACCCACGGACGCUCGGGCUUCAGGCGCUGGCUCAUAGGCAGCCUCGCGGAGACCCUGGUGCGCAGCGGCGGAGACCCGGUGCUAAUCGUGCCGCCUCCGGAGCAACAGGAGCAGAUAAACGGCCAUGCGUGA
Geodia barretti is the source of this 384-nucleotide messenger RNA. The record is from the annotation of a GenBank genome assembly. Lineage: Eukaryota; Metazoa; Porifera; Demospongiae; Tetractinellida; Geodiidae.